AUGAAUAAAUCAAUAAUAUCGGUUUCUAUAAUUAUAAAAAAUUAAUCAAAAACCAACCAAAGUUUGGUAUCUUUCUCUAAUUCAAAAUUUCUAUCAAAAUCUUUAAUUAAAAAGAUAUAUUUUUCAAAUAUAAAUAAAUAAAUAAAUUUAUUUUAAUUCCAUUUUGUAAAUUCUUAAUUUUAAAUCUAAAAUAAUUAUUUUAAUUUUCAAUUUACUAAAAAAUGCUACAAGAUACAAACAUAAUAUUUAAUUCAAAUAAGCAAAUAAAUAAAUAGCCUAAAUUUUAUUUUAUUAUUUAAUAAAAUUAUUUCAAAUAAUAAAGAUAAAUAAAUAAAUUAUCUUCAUUUAUUUGGAUGCUUUUUAAAAUUAUUUAGACAAUUCAUAGAUAGAAUUAAUAUAUACGGUAUAGAUACAAAAAGUAAAUAAAUAAUUUAUUUAAGUAAAAAACUAACUUUUGUCUAAAUAAAAUUUAUCAAAUAACUGAUGGGUUGUGUUUAGUAAAAAAAAAUGCAAACAAUUGAUAAGAAAAAUCAUUUAGAUAAUAAAGAGGAAGUUGCUAAUUCCUUUUUAUCAUAGCAUACUGAACUUUAUGUUGAUAUAAUGUAAAAUUAAAUUGAUGAUAAAUAGGGAUAGAGUUUUUGCUCUUAAUUAGCAACAUAUACAAGUUUAUAGUCUUUAACACUAGAUUCAUCGUAUUAAUAUAAAAAUUAAUAUAAUUAUUCUUUUUACAAAAAAUAAAUUUGUUACAAUUUAAUUUUUUACUAAGUACGAUAUUCUUAUUAAUAAAUAAAUUAACAUUAAUUAUUUUUCAACAUGCUUUUAAUUCUAAACUGA
Tetrahymena thermophila SB210 is the source of this 834-nucleotide messenger RNA. RefSeq lists its product as hypothetical. The transcript is spliced from 3 exons. The record is from RefSeq and is a predicted model, not a curated record. Lineage: Eukaryota; Ciliophora; Oligohymenophorea; Hymenostomatida; Tetrahymenidae.